Messenger RNA from Cyprinus carpio (common carp), 1825 nucleotides. Its product is annotated as T-cell leukemia homeobox protein 3-like. Lineage: Eukaryota; Metazoa; Chordata; Actinopteri; Cypriniformes; Cyprinidae. Gene Ontology annotation, cellular component: nucleus. The record is from RefSeq and is a predicted model, not a curated record. Gene Ontology annotation, molecular function: DNA-binding transcription factor activity, RNA polymerase II-specific; RNA polymerase II cis-regulatory region sequence-specific DNA binding. Gene Ontology annotation, biological process: regulation of transcription by RNA polymerase II; animal organ development.
GCGGAGCGGAAAGUCGACAGUUUGACGCGAGGCGCAUCGGUGGCGAGACCUGUCAGAGUUCAAACAAGGACUUAGAGAAACGAGGACCGCCAUCCGAAACCAUGGACAAGGCUGAAACUAAAUCAAAGCUAUUUUUGCCGCACUUAACGUGAUUUCAUUUGUCUAAAUCCGUCAUAAUCUGCUGCGCAACUAGGAAUCAUGGAGCGCGCGGAGCCAAACGAGCCGACUCCGCCAUCUAAAUCAAAUCAGGAACCCAUACGAUUCGGGAUCGACCAGAUUCUGGGCUCUUUGGACCCAGAGAGCAGGGUCGAAAACACUGUGGAUAACAGCCGCUUGGGAAGCCCAUCCAGGGCGAGCGUCGCGCCUCAUGUCUCCUUCCCCGUCUCUCUGUCCGGAGUCACGGGCGCGUUGGAGGACUCCGGGUGGGUGUAUGGGGUGAGCGGCACUCUGAUGCCCAGUGGAGUGAUUCGGGUUCCGGCGCACAGACCUCUAGCUGCCGCGGUGCCGCCGGCAAUGGUGAGCGCCGCACCGGCGCUGUGUUUCCCCUGGAUGGACAAUAACCGCAGGUUCCCAAAAGACAGACUGCCAGCUCUCAUUCCGUUCACCGUGACCCGGCGGAUAGGUCACCCGUAUCAGAACCGAACUCCCCCGAAACGGAAAAAGCCCCGCACGUCGUUCUCGCGCGUGCAGAUCUGCGAGCUGGAGAAACGCUUCCACCGGCAGAAGUAUCUGGCCAGUGCGGAGCGCGCGGCCCUCGCCAAGAGCCUGAAGAUGACGGACGCGCAGGUCAAGACCUGGUUCCAGAACCGACGGACCAAGUGGAGAAGGCAAACAGCUGAGGAAAGAGAGGCAGGACGUCAGCAAGCCAAUCGGAUGCUGCUUCAGCUUCAGGCCGACGCCCUCCAGAAGUCCAUGAGCGAAUCAGUGUCUUCGGAUCCUCUAUGUGUGCAUAACUCCUCCCUCUAUGCCCUCCAGAACCUCCAGCCUUGGGCCCAGGAGAGAUCGGGUAAAAUGGCCCCAACAACCACCGCACUGGCUUAAAAUCACCGCCAUGAUGCUGGAAUCAAGACAGUGAAGCUUCAAACUGUCCUGCACUUUCAGAGUGGAAAGACUGAACUAAAACAGUCCUAUCUGAAUAUGAAUCAGGCUUUUGACCGGUUAUUUAUUUAUUUUAUUUUUUUGUAAAGCAUCUAAGCACUUUUUGUGGGAAUAGUGAACUGUUAUGACGUCUGAGUUUGUUACUGACAAAAAAAAAAACUUUCCAAACACCGUCCCAUAUAGAUGCUGCCUUGGAAAAAUAGGGUGAAAUAUUCACAGAAACUGUCAGUCAACCUGAAUCACAGAUCUGUAUAUAUGAACUGUUCAAAUGAUGUCUGUGAGAAAGUCUACAAAAUAUUGUACUUAUCGUAAUUAUUUUGUGCUCUUAUGGUGGCGAUGCGUUACCGACUAAUGUUUGUCAUUGUUGACGUACUUUCAACCAGAAAAGCAAUGGUGUGUAAAUUCAGUAUAACACUGAACAAGCAGCAUUAUGCAUCGAAAAUUUUAUUGUUAAAUAGUUUACACAACAUUUCAACAAGAGGAUACAAGGUUAAGAUUCCCAUCUCCUCAGUCUGUCUGUCUGAUUGACGUCUGUCUCUCCAUUUCCUCUUUUACAACAUCAUGGAAAAAUAAUAGUCAUCCCUAUACAAUACACAGUUUUUAUAUAACUCUCUGAAACACCGCCACUCCGAAUUUGAUUAUUCAGACCUACUUUGCAGAGUAUAAAAUAUACAAUGUGUGUAAUAAAUCAAAUAUCAUAUAUAUUAAACUCAUCAUUCUGUACCGA